Molecule: messenger RNA, 1419 nt
Organism: Penicillium psychrosexuale
Lineage: Eukaryota; Fungi; Ascomycota; Eurotiomycetes; Eurotiales; Aspergillaceae
Product: Carboxylesterase type B
Exons: 3
Coding region: 1-1419 (472 amino acids)
Source: RefSeq, a predicted model, not a curated record
AUGUCUAGUUCUAAAGCCGACAAAAGAGUUCUGGAGGAAGUUGCCAAGCCGGUGGUGAAAUCCCCCAUCAAGACUAUGGAUGUUAGGGAGUGGAAUCGCAUACAAGAAGAAGAAGAAGAAGCAAAAAGGAUCAAAAGGAUCAAAAGGAUCAAAAGGGAGAAUGGAGAGAUUCCUUGGUGGGUGGAAGACGAGGAAGACUCUGUCAAACCGGCUCUCACAUUUGAAGAGCAACAAAAAUGUAUUGAGGAGCUGAAGGAUGCGCUUGAAAUCUGCUGGACUAAUAUCCGUUCUCUCCGAAAUGAUCGACAGUUCCUGAACGGAUGUUACGAAUGCUGGCCCGAACUCCCCUUGUCCCAAUGGGAACUUGAACUCAACCAUCAAACGAUUCAGUGUGAAUCUUGGGCAGCAUACUAUUGCAACAAAACCAGAAGAAGCAGGUGUGAAAGCUUAUCUCAAGAGCAAAAAAAGGAUGUCAUUGAGAGCUUAAAAGGUUGGGUUGUUCAAGAUGACUUCGACAGAACGGUCUCGCGGCUCCCGCCUAACAUACGGUACAACAUUCUGCGUGUCUUUGCAUCGAUGAUCAUUAUCAAAGAUUGCAUGAGACUAUUCUGGUCAAACCCUUUCUGGUAUUUGGAUGCCGAUGGUGAAUUCCUGAACAGCGAAGGCAUUGAGGCCCCUUUCGGCACCCACCUACAUACUAUGUACAAGAAGUUUCUGAAAGCGGAGCCACAGCUUGCUCACCACUGGCGGGCGCAGACAAUACGCCUUGCUAAUGUCAGGUACAGCACCAUGUUAAUGAAACGCGAUCCUACCUUUGGGCUCGCAAAUGAGGCCCUUAUGAAGGCCAAGGCCUAUCAGUUCGCUGCCGCUAAACUCGAAGACAAGACCUUCCGAUGCCUCCUCAAACACGAAGACGAAGACAAAAUGAAGAAAAGCCUUGGCAAUGUAUACUUCCAGAUGGCUAAAGCUGCAAGGGACUUGGCCACAUCCCAACCGUUACUGGAAUGGCGACUUUUAGAUGAAAUUCCAACCGAGUUUCAACUUAGCUCGAAGGUACUUGAAGCAGCACGUAUCCAAUUGCUCUUUGAGCGUGAGUCUAGACUCAAUGGCCAUGAAGUACUCGCAAUUAUCCAACCAUAUUUCUUUCGAACCGGAGCAUGGAACAGAGAGGGAGGAACUCCGGAAGUGCGGAUCGGCAAAGCUCACGUUCUUGUGGAAGACCUUGUGGGGCGGGCUGGUCUUGCUCAUUCCUCGGAUGAGGAUGCAUUCCCAACUCAUUCCUCGGACGAGGAUAUGGUCCCAACAAGAAGGAAGAAAAGGCAGCCCAAGAAAGCGAAGAUUGAGAAAACAGUGAAAGGUCGUACAAAGAAACCUGUACCAAAGGGCAAACCAAAGAAGGGAGCUAAGGAGAACAUUUGA